AUGCGUCGCCAAGAUGGUUGCCAGGUGAGACAAGUCUGCAUUCCCCCUCCCAAAGUCUUGGUGAGGACUUGUCCUGUGAGGAGACGCGUGGAUUCCUGUGGCAACAUCUGUAACUCCCGGAGCUUGCGCCCGCGCCUCAACCCCUGCUGCUAUGCUACAGUUCCCCAGGGCACCACCACCUACCUGAACCUGGGUGCUCUGGGGGUAACCCAGGGUGCCCAGUGCCUGGAUCCCUGUCGCCUUGGGGUCACCCCCUGUGAAGUGGCCAAGUGCAGGACUCCAUGUGCCAACCCCUGCAUCUGCAAGGUGACAGAGUGCAGCACCAGAUGCCAAGAGUCCUGCUGUGAAGAUGUCACCAAGUGCACCACCACCUGCAAAGAUCCCUGCUGCCAGGACAUCACCAAGUGCACCACCAGAUGUGUGGACCCUUGCUGCCAGGAGGUCACCAAGUGCACCACCAGGUGUGUGGACCCUUGCUGCCAGGAGGUCACCAAGUGCACCACCAGGUGUGUAGACCCUUGCUGCCAGGAGGUCACCAAGUGCACCACCAGGUGUGUAGACCCUUGCUGCCAGGACGUCACCAAGUGCACCACCAGGUGUGUAGACCCUUGCUGCCAGGAUGUCACCAAGUGCACCACCAGAUGUGUGGACCCUUGCUGCCAAGAGGUCACCAAGUGCACCACCAGGUGUGUAGAGCCUUGCUGCCAGGAAGUCACCAAGUGCACCACCAGGUGUGUAGACCCUUGCUGCCAGGAAGUCACCAAGUGCACCACCAGGUGUGUAGACCCUUGCUGCCAGGAAGUCACCAAGUGCACCACCAGGUGUGUAGACCCUUGCUGCCAGGAAGUCACCAAGUGUGCCACCACCUGCGUUGACCCUUGCUGCCAGGAGGUCACCAAGUGCACCACCAGAUGUGUAGACCCUUGCUGCCAGCAAGUCACCAAGUGCAUCACCAGAUGUGUAGAUCCAUGCUGCAGACCUGUGACCAGAUGUGCUACCACAUGUGUGGAUCCAUGCUGCAACCAAGUGGCCAAAUGCACCACCAGGCGCAUUGAUCCAUGCUGUGGAGGCGUCACCAGAUGCACCACGACAUGUGUGGAUCCAUGCUGUGACAGGGUGCCCAAGUGCACCACCAGGUGUGUGAAUCCAUGCUAUGAAGCUUUGGCCAGAUACAUUUCUCAGUCUGUGGAUCCCUGCUGUGGGCAAGUGACUAGAUACACCACCAGAUGUGUGGACCCUUGCUGCCAGGAGGUCACCAAGUGCACCACCAGAUGUGUGGACCCUUGCUGCCAGGAGGUCACCAAGUGCACCACCAGGUGUGUGGACCCUUGCUGCCAGGAGGUCACCAAGUGCACUACCAGGUGUGUGGACCCUUGCUGCCAGGAGGUCACCAAGUGCACCACCAGGUGUGUAGAUCCUUGCUGCCAGGAGGUCACCAAGUGCACCACCAGAUGUGUGGACCCUUGCUGUCAGGAGGUCACCAAGUGCACCACCAGGUGUGUAGAUCCUUGCUGCCAGGAGGUCACCAAGUGCACCACCAGGUGUGUAGAUCCUUGCUGCCAGGAGGUCACCAAGUGUGCCACCACCUGCGUUGACCCUUGCUGCCAGGAGGUGACCAAGUGCACCACCAGGUGUGUGGACCCUUGCUGCCAGGAGGUGGCCAAAUGCACCACCAGGUGUGUAGAUCCUUGCUGCCAGGAGGUGGCCAAAUGCAUCACCAGGUGUGUGGAUCCCUGCUGUGGGGCUGUUCAGGCUGUGACCAGGUGUGUUGACUCCUGUCCCACCCCAUGCCUUGCACGGCCCGUCCCUCUAUGUGUGGAUCUGGGCUCCUCUUUCUGUGCCCCACGCUGCUCCAUCUCCUGUGGAGAUGUCUGCUUCCGUAAAUACAAGUGCAGGGCUCCUUGA
Apus apus (common swift) is the source of this 1905-nucleotide messenger RNA. RefSeq names its product keratin-associated protein 10-7-like. The record is from RefSeq and is a predicted model, not a curated record. The transcript has a single exon. The coding region runs from base 1 to 1905 and encodes 634 amino acids. Lineage: Eukaryota; Metazoa; Chordata; Aves; Apodiformes; Apodidae.